AUGACGACGAGGAUGACGACGAUGGCGGAGAAGAAGAAGAGAGAGCCGAUGAAGUCUCCGAUCGAGGAUACGGUAGAGAGAAUGCUCCGGAGUGAGUCCUCCUUUCUCCAGAAUCAUCCGAUCAUUGUUCAUUUUCAGUCCGAUGGCUUGUUUGCCUCGGAGCACUUCUCCCCGGCGCUGGAUGCUAUUUCGUGGUGUCCUACACUUACAUUUUCCAGUUUGAGAAAGUUUCCAACUUCUCCGAAUGCAAAGAGUGUCCCAAUUUGAACAUGUGAGUGCUUUUGACAUGUUUGACUUCAUUUAUUCUUUUUUUAGUACCUUACCACCGGUCUCCUACUCGAUCGGUAUUUGGGAGCCUCAAAAGUAUAUUUGGAUGAUGAUCAUGUUCAUUCAUCUCCCGCCAAGACUCACUUUCCUCACGGUAUUCAUGGUUUCACUUGCAGGUCACUUUACAUCUGAACUUUCCAGCUCUACCGUCGAUUGUUCCUCAAUUCUGCUCCAAAAUCGGAAUGGUAUCGAAGGAUAAACUACAUCUACAUGCUCACUUUGUGGGCAGAACCGUUCGGACUCAUUCUGGUGUCUGUGGUCGAUAUCAACGGAGGAUUCAGUGAGUUCGCCCGCCUAAAACCUUCUGUUCCAAUCCUAUUUCAGUGUUGCACGCCAUCGGAUUCGCUAUCUGGAUCAUUUGCUUCAACUUCAACAUGCUUUUCAACAUCCUUCUCCAUCACUUCGGAGGAUGUCGUGACGUUCAUGAUCGGGUAACCUUUGAGAAACCCUCGAGAUCCGUUGAAGAUACGCUUUCAGAUGGAAACGACGUGGCGGAUCAAGUGUGUCAUCUUCUUGGUCGGAUACUUUUGUGCCAUCUCAACACCAAUAACUUACCCCUAUUUCAUGGCGCAUUGCUCUCCACAUGGUUCGUGAUCCCUUCCGUUCCUUCAGUUAAAGCUCCUCUCUUUUCUACAGCCUACAACCUAUUCUCCCUAGCUGAGCUCAUCGAAGUCGGUUGCAACUCCCUGUUCUAUGCCAUCGCCUACUUUGAAUUCCCCAAGACUCGGAUCACAAUCGGCAUCAAAAGUGUGCAGAAGAACCUCGACGAACUCGACAAGAAAGUGCUCCGAAUGGCUCCCGCCCUCCUCAUAAACCGGUCGUCUGACCUCCUCUCUCCGUCACCUCUUCCUUCUGAAACGGGUUAUUUCAGCUCCUUUUCAUCAUUCGAAUCCCAUGUGUUUGUACAUAGAGUUUUACCGUAUUACGAAUGAAAACGUGUAACUUUGUGACACCCAGUCUACGAAUAAAGAUAAAAGAUAAGAGAAUCCGACGUGAAACAGUCUUUGAAAGGUUUUCGGUUCAUUUCGAGAGGACCGGGACACGAAGAAUGGCGCCGACCGUAGCUUGUGAGUUCAAGUAAUUCUGGAAGAAAAAUCAUGAGCAGUGUCAGAUUUUUAGACCACUUUAAGCAGGUUCCAAAUGGUUCAGAAUGCUUUCCAUUUCCUGAAUUCCAGUUAAUUUCCUUUUUCAGUUGCCGGAAACGAUCAAACCAACUUCGGACAGCGUGAGUUCAAUGUGAUUCCAAUUGAAGUUCCGACCAUAUUCUUGCAGAUGUCAUCACGAGUCAAGUUCAAGAAACCGUGCACAUCUUCAUGGCACUCAUAGUCAUCAUGAUUCUCAUUUUUCUGGCUGUUCAUGUAAGAGAAGAGCAAGUUCAGUCGUAGGACAGUAUUAGCUUACAGUUGUUCAUUCGAUUUCACUACAAGGCCAAGACGGAAUACGCUCUCAAUGAGCUCAAGGAGAAAUUCGAGAAGAACAUGAAGGACCGUCUCCGUACGCGCUGCCGAAAGAUACGAAGAAAACGAAGGAGACGGGAGUGAAGCCCGUCGAAGUGGUUCUAGAACCGGAGCAGCUCGCGCCGAUCAUGCACCAUGUGGCUCUCGCGGCGCCCGGAAAGAUCGAGGAACCCAACAAGAACGUCUACUACAAAUCAAAUCCCUGA
Caenorhabditis sp. 36 PRJEB53466 is the source of this 1990-nucleotide messenger RNA. The record is from the annotation of a GenBank genome assembly. Lineage: Eukaryota; Metazoa; Nematoda; Chromadorea; Rhabditida; Rhabditidae.